UUGUAUGCCUUGAAGGCUCAGCGCAGUAUUUGCAAUACAUAUAUCAGCAAUAUAGUUUUAAUGGCGUGUGUGUCGCCUAAUACAUGUAGCCAUAAAAACACGUGAACGCAAUAAAUUUCUUUGUCCCUAAAAUCCCACCAUUUUCACGUGUGUUAUGCGCCAGUUUUCCUUUUCCCCCUUUUCCCAUUGAGUGCAGAAAAUUAAAAGACAACCAAAAUGAUUGCCACGGUGUUUAUUUUUACUUCUUUAUCUAGCUCUAGCGCCUCAUCUGAGUGCAAAAAAGGAAUCGCCUUUUGACAUCUCAAAAUUGACUUCUUGCAAUUGCACAACAAAUACCGUGCCAAUGACGUCAUUCAAUUGGUAGCUUACGGUUGGACUCAAAAGAGAGAUAGAGUAAAAUUCCUAUUUCUCUUCAUUAUAGCCGUAGUUAUUACCUCUUAGCAGCAAAUUAUUAUUAAUUUUGUUUGCUGUUCCCUGGUUGCCCUGGUUACUUUUUUGUCUCCUUGAUUUAAAAAAGCAAAACAACAUUUUAGGUUAUUCCUGCUUCCUUGCAUUUCUACGCUGUUAGCCAAACUCAGAUGUAAAAUAUGCAGGAUUCUAAUUUACAACUUUUGUUCAAGCAUUCGUUAUUAAUUAUGGAUCGAAAGUUGGGUUUAUUGUAGCAAAUUUACCUCAGGUGUCGGAAGAGACGGAAAAAGACAAAAAGAAGCUUUAGGAAUGAAGUGUCUUCAAAACCGAACAACGCUGCUGAAAUAUUUCAUCAUUUUCCUACUUGCAUUAUGUUUAUUUGCAACCAUGCAAACUUUUAUAACCUCUGCGAUUGCUGAAAAGUCGUCUAAACUGAACCAUAUGAAAAAUCGCCGAAUGAAGUUUUCAGCGAGCGACGAGGAAAACUCGGGAUCUGAGGAAACGAUUGACGGAAGAUCGGGAAAAGACGGCGAGUCUGGAAAGUUUCACUGGUCAGGUUCCAGUCUCUCCUUAUUCGGUAAAAGUGAUGUGAUCAAAUCAGGCGUGCUGCGCUAUCCAUUCAAGUUUCCCGAUUUGACCAAUCUCUUUGUCCAUAAUCAAACGAGAACUCUCCAUUCGGAACUCGUUCAAAACGAGAACAAGUCAUCAACAUCAUCAGAAGAACAAAUCAAAAAAGGUCAAACUUUGUUUACAGAUAGCAAAAAGAAUAUUUUUAACACUGAAGAUAGCUUUCUAAUCAAGCAGUUACACGCUUGUCGCGAAAUAUCUCAGCAACAUCAAAAAUUGGUGCUAAUUCUAAUUCCGUCCGAGCCUAAAAACUCGCUACGUCGUGAAAUAAUCAGAUCGUCUUGGCUCAAAGUUACUCGAAAUCUAACAGACAAAUACGUGCUGAAACACUUGUUUAUUCUCGGAAAAACGUCCGACUCGAAAAACACGAAAUCUUUAAGCUGGAAAAUUACGUUUGAUUUAUUGAAACUUGAAAAUUCGGUGUAUAACGAUUUGUUAGUCGGUGAUUUCAUCGAAGAUUACUGGAAUUUGACGUACAAAACAAUGUUUGGCGUCACUUUUGCCAACUUCUAUUGCCAAAAUGCCGAUUAUGUUUUUAAAAUUGACGACGACGUUUUUGUGAGACCUGAAAAAUUUGUUCCACUUUUAGAUAAUUUACCGAAAUCGGAGUUUUUCGGUGGCAAUUGUAUUAAGAAAGGCAAACCGCAUCGGACAAAAAAGUCGAAAUGGUACAUAUCUAAGGAAGAAUUCCCAAGGGUCAGGUACCCCCCCUUUUGUUACGGUCCCUCGUACGCUUUCACCGGAGAUAUGAUUCCCUAUUUGUUCAAUGCAACUUUGCAGGUAAAUUUCUUCAAACUUGAAGACGUUUACAUGGGAUUAUGUAUCGAAAAAGCGGGCAAAACUGUUCAAAAUGUUGCCGGUGUCUCGAAUACCUCUCCAAAAUACACUUAUUGCGUUUACAAGGAUUUGGCUUUAGCUCAUGGAAUCGAACCUACCAAAUGGAGUAUGUAUUACAGAGAUUUAACAAAAAGAGCGCCUCAAAAAAUUGUCUGCCCAAAGAAAGUGUCGAGAAAAAGCAGUCGGCAAUUGAGAUAAUCGACAGUUAAGAUUGUCGAAAGUGCCAAAAAUUGACACCAAAUUAAAAAAAAACUUCAAAUCUAUUCCUCGCUUUUCUGCCAGUUUAACCGUGAAAACUCUAACUUUUGCCUAGUAAAACUUCUUUUGCUUUCCCUAUUUGUUGUAUUAUAUAAUAAACAAUAAGCGUAUAAAUUUAGUAUUAUAAAAACUG
This is a messenger RNA of Symsagittifera roscoffensis, 2263 nucleotides long. RefSeq names its product beta-1,3-galactosyltransferase 5-like. Gene Ontology annotation, cellular component: Golgi membrane. Gene Ontology annotation, molecular function: hexosyltransferase activity. The record is from RefSeq and is a predicted model, not a curated record. The transcript has 3 exons. Bases 718 to 2070 code for a protein of 450 amino acids. Lineage: Eukaryota; Metazoa; Xenacoelomorpha; Acoela; Convolutidae.